This is a messenger RNA of Echinostoma caproni, 492 nucleotides long. The record is from the annotation of a GenBank genome assembly. Lineage: Eukaryota; Metazoa; Platyhelminthes; Trematoda; Plagiorchiida; Echinostomatidae.
AUGACAGUGUUCCGUUUGGUGGUAACUCAAAGAGUCGAUCGGUCGACCUAUCGGGUUAAGGGCCGUCGAAAACGUGGCAGUCAAAUUAUUUCCUCUCCAAACGACAUAUUCGCAUUCGCUGUGUGCAACCGUGGGGUGAGACACAAAUUGAGGUGUGGUCUUCCCGGGCAUCUGGUUGAGGUGAAUAAAACUCUCGCUCUACCGUCAACCGAAUCUACCGAUGGCCCGAUGGCUGACUUAACACAUGAAUACGCCUUGCGACCACUGGGUGAUCCGAAAUCGGCCUCAGAUGGAACGAAUAUUGGAUCUUAUUUGGGCAUUAUUUCUGUCGCUACUCGACGUGCUCAUCGACUACAGUUCUCAAUCCGUGAGUCUAAACGACAUUGUAGUGAUCAACCGUCUUCUACAUCGGCCACCACUGAAGCCAUCAGUGAAGAUGGCGAUCUGGAGUCCGAACCGGAUCGGCACGUGGAACNACCCAGAAGACGAUGA